AUGUCUUCAACCAACAAGUCCCUCCUCAGCCACAACGCCAUUGUCACAGGGGAACCCCGUGAUAUCAGCGACGGUAUUGUCCUUGAGCUCGCCAAGCGCGACACAAACGUCCUGAUCACAUAUAACAGCGCCGGCACCCAGGAAUCCGAAGUUAUCAGUAACCUGAAGGCCGGCCACGUCGACAUAAUUAUUAACAACGCCGGCGCCGGUCAUGACUGCCUGCUCCAAGAUGAUCCACGAAAUAUGGGACUAGAAGAAACAAUAGAACGUCAUCAUGCUGCUGCACCUAGUUGUUGUGGUAGGAUGUAA
Molecule: messenger RNA, 309 nt
Organism: Penicillium taxi
Lineage: Eukaryota; Fungi; Ascomycota; Eurotiomycetes; Eurotiales; Aspergillaceae
Exons: 2
Coding region: 1-309 (102 amino acids)
Source: RefSeq, a predicted model, not a curated record